Molecule: messenger RNA, 1556 nt
Organism: Cotesia glomerata
Lineage: Eukaryota; Metazoa; Arthropoda; Insecta; Hymenoptera; Braconidae
Product: vesicle transport protein SFT2A
Exons: 6
Coding region: 224-727 (167 amino acids)
Biological process (GO): vesicle-mediated transport
Cellular component (GO): membrane
Source: RefSeq, a predicted model, not a curated record
AAUAGCAAACUUCAGGGCGCUAUUUUUUUAACCUCAAACAAAGCGAUGGAAUUAUUCCAGUCUCAGGAAUUUUUCCACAUUGAAGUUCAAUACGAGCGAACUUGUACAUGUUAAUUAUUAUCAUAAAAAAAAACAUCUGUCAAAUUUAUCAUCCAAAAGGUUCUCGGAGAAAGUAAGCUGUUUGUAAAAUAAAAAAAUAUACCGCAAUAUAAUAUAAACAAUAAUGGAUAAAUUGAGGAGAGCAUUAAGUGGUCAUGAUCAGUGUGACGAGGAGAGUGGAAUUAUGACUCAGCAUGAAAGUGACUAUCUGAUAUCAGAUGGUACAACUUUAAGUUGGUCUACGCGAAUAAAAGGAUUCGCUAUAUGUUUUAUCAUCGGUAUUCUCUUAACAUUCCUCGGUUCAUUUGCCUUAUUUUUACACAAAGGCUUGACUGUUUUCGCUGUUUUCUAUACACUUGGAAAUAUUGUUUCACUGUUGAGUACGUGUUUUUUGAUGGGUCCGAUGAAUCAAUUAAAAAAAAUGUUUGCAUCGACAAGAAUAAUAGCUACAUUGAUAGUAUUUAUAUCUUUAGCGAUGACACUAUAUGCUGCUCUAAAGCUUGAAAAGGCUGGAUUAGCACUUCUGUUUAUAAUUAUACAGUCAUUAGCAAUGACAUGGUAUUCAUUAUCGUACAUCCCAUAUGCCCGAGAUGCUGUCAAAAAAACCGUCGAAUCUUGUAUCACGUGAAUUUAAUUAUAUUCAUUUAUCUUAAUACGACGAUUAAUUAUAACAGUUGUUAUAGUUAUAGGAUACGAGAUGUUAAAAAAUUUCACCUGAAUAGAGACAAUAAUUAUUUCAUAGUUAAAAAAAUUCGAUAGUAAGUCUUAAAAACUUUAAGAACAACAUAAAAAUAUAAUUCUUCGUAUCAAUUAUAGUUGGCUAAGCUACAAUGCUAGUAAUUAAUUGAGAAAUAUUUUGCUUUUACAUCACAAAAAAAUAAAUUAUAUUUCUCAAAGUAAUUAUAUUCUGAGCUGUUAGUUUAACCCUUCAGUAUCCUCGCUAUGAGAAUUUUUCUCACGCAACAACAUUCAACUUAUAGGAUGUCGCUGCAGUGCAAGUGAGACACUAAAAAGAACGUGGGUACUGAAGGGUUAAUAUUACAGUUCCCGCUAUAUUCAAGCUAUACGCUAGGUAAAAAUUACGUUAAUAGAGCAAAUUCAAAAUAACGACGUAGAUACUUAUUAUUUAAUUUUUAGUUAAAAUUUAUAUUUAAAUGUUGCAUUAAUAUUGCUUCGAUUUACGCACACUGAUAGGAUAUAUUAUAGUACAAUUAUCAAAACUAUAAAUUUUUAAUAACGUAUACUUAUUUUGAUCGGAUAACUAAAAAAAUAUCAACUACUGUGCCUUAUAUAUAUCAUAUUUUGUUAUACAAUAAUUUUCUUUGCAUUUACUAUAAUAUUAGUAAUAAAAUUACAAAUAUUAAUAAUUGUUAAUUUUUCAAAAGAUUAUAAAGUUAACGCAGCUUUAUAUUAAAUUUGACUUAUGUAUUUUUAAUAUAAAUAAUUAUUUUUUGAUA